Vitrella brassicaformis is the source of this 3387-nucleotide messenger RNA. NCBI's taxonomy places the organism in Eukaryota, Vitrellaceae. The record is from the annotation of a GenBank genome assembly.
CUCACUCGUCGUCUCUCUUUGUACACACAAACGGGCCGGGCGACUGUCUAUGCACACCACACCCAGCAAGCGGCCCACAUCAGUCAAAUCAGAAUUCGGCUCGCGAGAAACCCGUCCGCGUCACCACCUUCCACUUGUAAUCAGCACACGUCUUGCCCCGGCUGUCGCGCCCCGUGUGUCUGCUGUUCGUCAUCCACACCUUGUCGCGAGGGCUGUAGGGCAGUGGGGGCAGGGGAUAUGGGAGGGGGACGCGCACCAGCGGCACACGAGCAUGUGGAGCAGUAGGACACCGUGCUGUGGCCGCAUACAGACGAGGGACUGGGUGGGACCCUGCACACAGACAGACAGACAGACAUUCACAUACACUGUGUUUUAUGGGUGCCGAUCAACCUACCUGUCUGCAGCGGCUCGCUCUUGCGCCACAUGAAAGAGCGCAUCGGCCUGGGGGCACCACUGCUGCUCCCGGUGGAUGACGAUGAGCCGGCCGGCUGCGUGUGUGGGGUGGCGCGCGGCGGGGGCGGGGUGAGGCCUCUGAGGGUGUGUGGCGAGAUGAGUAUGCCCAGCUCGUAGGACUUGACAUACAGGCCGUUGUCCUUGUCCAUCUCGUCCUUGCCGCCCUUCAACUCGCCCCACGCAGCCUGUGUGAGCACACCGCACACACACGUGCACACGUCUGAGAGAAUGAAAGACAGCGAAUGGGAAGGCUUGCUCACUUUGCUGAGGUUGUGGCUGCCGACAUAUACCCACGCAACCUCCGGACGCCGGGCGGAGCCCGUCGAGCGGUAGCCAUACCUGAAAUACACACACGCCAAUUCGGCUGCUGCUGCCUGCCUGCCUGCCAUAUGCAGGUGUUUCCGCCGCUCACACACUUGAGGAAUGUCUUCAAGUGAGGGCACGAUGACGAUCUGCCUGGAGGGUAGGGAAUGGCGGCCUCUUCGCACACCUGCCUGCCGUCGACGUCGUGCGUGCCCCAUCUGUGGAGGGCGCCGCGCGGCAAGUCCCGCUCGCUCUUGUCCGCCUUGUCGGCUAUCUGCAGACUCUCCCGCGCGACCUUGAUCGAACUGAGCAAUCAAUCAUCGACAUAUGGAUAAGAGAGAGGGAGGUUGUGUUGUGUUGCGCUGUCCUUUGUGUCAAGCUCACCCUCACCUGCCCCCUGGCCAUCCCUCGAGUGACGUCCGCACCUGCACACAGAGCGCAUGAGAGGCUGUGACUGCAUGGGAGGAUGCAUGGCAUGGAGGCCAGUGUGCUUGCCUCGUGCUCGGUGGGCAGGACCAGCUGCCACGGUAUGUCGGCCUUUAUCUGAGGGUGGGACCCACUCGAGCACAGACUGCCUGCACGACCACACACACCACACACAUGGCCAUCCACAGGAACUGUGUGCAUGAUAAGCUUUGGGGCUGACUUAGGAACUCUUCGAUCCAGUCGGCAUCGAGGCUGCCGAUCGACGACACCUGACACACCACACUAAAGCUGACACACAGACACACAUAAACAGGUCCGGUGAGCGACUGGCAGAUCACGAGCAUGAGUCUAUCCCUCGCGCACUCGGCCAUGUUCUGAGGGUCCGCCUGGUGCCUGAGCAGAUGGCGGAGCCGCAUGUGGCCCCAGCGGUUGACACUCGGCCCCACAACGGUCUUGUUCGAACACACGUGGUUGCCCUGCAACACACGGACGCACAUCAGUCUUGUCCCGGCUUGAGCCCUUCUUCUGUUGGUUGCCUCACCUACCUCGACUGACGGCACGGAAGCGACGAUUUGUCCGAUGGCUGUCGAGUAGUCGAACGCUUUGAUCUUGUCACACCAAUCGUCCGCCUUUGUGGUGGCGCCAAUGAAAGCCGACAACUGAUCUGAGAGAUGACAAGACAGACACCAACACUUACAAUAGAUAGAAGGAAUUUGUCCUGACCUUCCAUGUCCUCGCCAAGUGAGGAUCGCAGCUCGGCGCCGUCCUCUUGCUUGCGUGGGAAGUCCUGCACGUAGACGGUCUGGUUCUUCUUCCACCUGAACACACACACAACACGCACACACGUGUGACCCCAUGCGCCAGCCACGAAGCGCUCCUCUCUCCCUCUCUUUGGUCUCACCACUCGUCGUAGAGGAAGUUUGCAGAUGUGAUGCACACGCGGAUGCGGUCAGCGUACGCCAGCAGGAUCAGCUUGGGGUGGAAGGUGCUGUGGGUCCCUUUGGGCAGCGGCACCGCCUCGACAGCCACCGUUGCUCCAGACGAGGCGAGCAUAUCAUCAGCAGACCGGCGGAGCGAUUCGAGCCGCAAUACUACACACACGCGCACACAUAAGGGUUCGCACGGAAGUGGAGUGUGGGCGAAUGUUGCCUGCUGACUUCUUCGCGGCAUAUUGUGUGUGUCCCCGGUGAGGAUGGUGAUGUGGCGCAUCGUCUGCAUCACGGGGCACUCGGACACCAACCACGGCUGAUGGAACAAAGGACAGCAAGAAAGAACGCGUAUGCGUCUGUGUGGAUCUAUCUCUGACCGGCCUGCCUGCCUGCCUGCAUUCUCUCACCGUACCUACCAGGUCAAAUCUCAUGCAGCAUAUCAACAUCUGCAAAGGGGAAACAGAAUCUCAUAAUUCCAUUGCAAAGGGGCACAGACAGGCAACGUGCAUAUAUCGUGCACCUCCCCUCCCAAUCCACCUCACCUCCUCUGCCGGCCCAUCGAUGACGUCCCGAAUGCUCAAGCAGCCCUCGUUGCCCUCGCCAUCGCCCCCAUAGUUCACUAUCGCGUUGAGGUAAAACGGCUGGCAGCGCCACAGCCAGGCGGUCUCACUCGCCCGUCCCUUCUUGCGGGCGGGCUCUGCUCGCUUGGCCGGGGCGUCGUCGUCUUGAGUGAGGUCUUGAGGAUUCUCGGCAGUGCCGUCGUGUGCGUCAUCUCGCGUCAGGUCGAUUUCGGCAGAGAUCCUUCGCUUCAUGGCUCAUCUACCGCUCGUCCAGCUAAUAGCCUUCGAGCCGUCCCGCAGCCCGUCCAAUGCAAAGGCAAACACAGAGAAUGAGAAUGAGAGAUAAACAGCGAGGAGUGCAUGAGUCCAGGUCCGAUCUCUUCCCACAUGCGUCACGCACCUGGUCUGUCGGUGUGCGGCGCUGCACGACGGAGUCGUAAGACUCCUCCUCGACACACGCACCUGUCAAGCCAACAUACAUUCAGCACAUCCACGCACGCUGAAUGCGAGUACCCGUCGUGAUGGAUCUUUUGCACCUUCUUCCUCUGAUUCAGACCCCAACACGUGCUUGAGCAGCCACAAAGCCGUCCUCUGUAGCGAGCUCAGAGAAUCUGUGUGGAGCAUUCUUGGCAUCUUUUCGAUGCUGUGGGUGCCAGAGGAGGCGGCUGACCCGCCUGCCUCGAUUAUAGGCCUCCACUGAGAGGUUGUACACACAU